CAAAGCUUUGUUGCGGUUUGGUGUGUCUUUUAUUUUUACAUAGAACUCAUAUCGAUCCGAUAUGCCGCGUCCGAGAAUGGAUUUUGCGACUAAUAAGUGGCGAGGCACCACGCGAGCAAGAAUGAACAGCCCUGGAGGUUAUGGGCACUGCUCAAUUGGCUCAUUGCUCGGUGCUUCUCGAAGGCCUGGUCAAGGAGGGGUUGCUCAGUGAACUACUAGUUUGAGUUGCCUGAGACGGACACCACUGACAUCACCUAGAGUGCCGAGGUACAGGCUUAAUGGCAGAUAUCAAUAGGAGAUGAUGCCACCGAGUUGACUUGGAUGUCAGCGCCUGUUGCCAUCAGAACCUGGUUCUUGUGCUGCCACAUCAUUUUUGGUGGUGGCGCUGUCGUCACCUCCGAACGCUUGCGCUCCCCGAGUUCCCAUUCAAGAUGGUGCUGCCACGGACUUUGGCUCGUGGGGGUGGCGUCGCUACUGACAAAGCCUGUGCUCCCCGUCGUCCCUGUUGGAAUGGUGGCUGGAACUUGGAGAGGGUUUGCUGCCACGGCCGGAUCUAGUGUUACAUUCCUGUGGCUUUUUGGUUGUUUCCCAAUUAUUGAAGGGAGUUGCAGGCUUAUCAUGGGCGACACAGUGCUUUGCUCGCACCUUCACGGAGUACAGCAAUGUGGGGAAGGAAGUCGAGGACAGCCUCUCUCGAUUUCUGUCCCGGGGGCGCUAUGCUCUUCCAGGACCGGUUUCCGUGAACAUAACAGCCGAGAAAACAUCUGACACCUUACAGACAUGUCAGGAAGCAAGGAAAGGUUAUUUUUUCACUCAUCGUUUACAUUUGGGUGAUUAACUUAGUCUUGAAAAAAAACACGUCAUUUUAAUGACAUUGUGAUAAAUAAAUUCUGGGUCUUUAAA
This is a messenger RNA of Ixodes scapularis (black-legged tick), 903 nucleotides long. RefSeq lists its product as uncharacterized. The record is from RefSeq and is a predicted model, not a curated record. NCBI's taxonomy places the organism in Eukaryota, Metazoa, Arthropoda, Arachnida, Ixodida, Ixodidae. The transcript is spliced from 8 exons. The coding region runs from base 322 to 768 and encodes 148 amino acids.